Molecule: messenger RNA, 5055 nt
Organism: Hydra vulgaris (swiftwater hydra)
Lineage: Eukaryota; Metazoa; Cnidaria; Hydrozoa; Anthoathecata; Hydridae
Source: RefSeq, a predicted model, not a curated record
AUUUAUUUUUAAUCAAAAAAAUUUGGUUCAAACCUUUUUUUUUAACAUUAUCUUUAAUAUGAACACAACAUGUGUUGGGAGUUUGGGAUCCCUUUAAAAGAAGCAAAGAAAGUGUUGGCAUUAGAGGGUAACCACUACUUAGAUGAGAAUGGUUUACUAUUCCAUCAUGAAUCAAAAACCUCAAGAAGCCUUACUCAGCUAGUUGUACCACAAUCUUUAAGAAAUGAGUUAAUAACCUGGGCCCACGACGAACCAUGUGGAGGACACUUCGGGGUGACAAAAACCUACGAGAAAAUUAGGACUAAUUACUAUUGGAUUGGUAUGUAUAACGACAUACAAACCUAGGUAAAGUCAUGUACCACUUGCGCUCAACGAAAACAAAACCCGACUACUAGCAAAGCACCUCUACUACCAAUUCCUGUCGAAGGACCAUGGGACGUCAUUGCAGCCGAUUGUUUGGGACCUUUCCCUCCUUCUUUAAAAGGAAACCGCUAUAUAGUUGUGUUUGGUUGCUUAUUUACAAAGUAUGUGGAGGCUUUUGCGGUCCCCACCAUUGCAGCAUCGUCUAUUGCAAAGAUAUUUGUAGACAACAUUGUGUUCAAGCAUGGAGCACCAAGGCGAUUUCUAACCGAUAGAGGUAGUAAUUUUACGAGCAAACUUGUAAAAGAAGUAUGCGAAAUAUUAAAUGUAAAGAAGUCUUUUACAACCGCUUAUCACCCCCAAACUGACGGUUUUGUGGAACGCAUUAAUGGGAUUUUGGCUCAAAGUCUUUCCAUGUAUGUUGCCUCUAACCAACGAGAUUGGGAUGUCCAUCUUCCAGCUGCUGUAUAUGCAUAUAAUACCAGUAUAUCUGCUAGUACUGGAGAAACUCCUUUUAGGUAACAUAUGGUAGAGAUACUUUACUACCCCACGGCACUACACUGCUGCCGAGAAAAGACCCCACGGACAACACCGAGUUACUCAUUCAACGACUCAUAUCCGACCUACGAUUGUCACGUAAACUGGCAAAAGAAAAUAUUCAGAAGGCUCAAGCGAAGAUGAAGUUACACUAUGAUCAAAAAGCUAAAGAAUACCCGUUUCAAGUGGGACAUAAAGUAUGGAUAUAUAAGCCAGCUGCAAAGAAAGGCUUAGCGAAAAAACUUACCAGCUUCUGGCACGGUCCAUUUCGGCUAAUUGAAAAGACGUCUCCCGUAACUUUCAAGGUGGAGAAUAUGAACUUACUACUCCUGUUCAUGUGUCCCGUUUCAAGCAAUGGUUUGGUUCAGAAGAUAAACCCACAACAGAUAUAACAUUGGACAUCGAAGUUCUCAAUGAAGCUAGAGAAACAAGCGAUGAGUUUAGUUUUGAAGAAACUAACCAGAGGGUAAACAAACAAGCAACAUUUUCAACCGUUAGAAAUGAAACAGAUGAAAUACACGAUUUGUCGGAAAACCAAACUGAUGAUACGGAUAUAUUCACAAUGGAAGAAAUCGUUGAUAAAAGGCUUAGAAAAGGUAAAACCCAAUAUUUAGUAAAGUGGAAGGAUUACCCUUCAAGUCAAAAUACAUGGGAGCCGGAAGAACAUAUUUUUGAUAAAAAAGUAAUACAAAAAUAUCUAGAGAAGAAAAAUAAGAGUUUACAAGUUUCCGCAAUUACAAUGGUAUAUCCGAAAAGUCCACAGUAUAAAGAAAAGACCAAAAAAAAGAUGUUAUCAAAUACAUUUUUUCAUAGAAAUAAGUUAUGGAAUACAAUGGUUCCUGUUGUUCUCUUAUGCUCACUUCUUUUACCCACGCUAGUAAAAGGUAUAUAUAUUGGCGAAGUUUUUGACUGCACAAGAGUACAACCAAUAGGAAUUUACCAGCUACCGACGAUCACUUCUUGUACCCAUAAUAUGCACUCCUCAAAUGAAUCCGUAAAAUCAUUCACAGCCAACGUCUAUGCCUACCGUCCUCAAACGACAACAAUACCUUUGUAUCAUUGCUUUGCUGAAAAAGUCACCCUUAAGUGUCACUCCAAUUUCCUCAAUCAAAAGGCUAAAGAUGUUGAGUCCCAAAAACUAACGGUAAAAGCUGGAGAGUGUCUCACGGCUAUGAAAACUAAAAUAUUGCCUUACGGAGCACUUCAAGAAGUUUGCCCAGGUACAUGGAAAACUGUCAUCUCGGACGAAUUUCAUUGUGCAUGGAUGCGAACAGAGACAACAGAGUAUACACAUUUCGUGAUGAAUAAGCAUGAUGGACAAGUUACAGGACGAGCUGUAGCACUAGAACAGUAUAUCACAAAAUAUUCUAUGCGCAGGUGUGUUCCUGGUGAGUGGGCACAAUCAAUAAUAGUAUGGAGUUCAAAUAACCACGAUAAAGAAGUCAUGAAGAAAUUAGGCACAUAUCCUAUUGAACGUAUAGGAGAUUUUGUUUUAAUUAGAAGUCUAAAAGUUGGCGGCGCAGUCCAACUAUCACAACAAGAAGGUCAGGUACUUACUCUAGACAAUGGUAUGCUUUUAAAAGAUCCCACAUUCCCAGAAGAUAUUUUCCAACAAUACAAGUCCGCUGCAGCUAAUUACUCUCAAAAGUUGGGAAAUGUUUCAGCUACGGCUAUACUAGAAGCGCAUAAUACCGUUGCCCUCAUGACACAGAAGAUGAGCAUGAUAAGUGCUUGGGAGCAAAUGUGUUUUAUACAGGCUGAAAUUUCUCGCAUUCACCGAUGGAAGAUUUUCCAAUUUCCAACCUCAUCGGCAGAAUCGGUACAUCAGGCUUUGGGUAUGACUGUUGAGCCUGCUGGAGAUGCUCUACUAUUAUCAAAAUGUCAAAGCCACACUACGUACGCUAUAAACUAUGCCGGUAAGAUAGGCAAUUUCUGCUUUGAGCACUUCCCUAUCACUUUGCCAAAUUCAAAUAUCACUUAUUUUCUAGAGGUUAGCGACAGAAAGUUAAUAAGGAUCAGUCCUCGAAUCCCUUGUAAACUCAGACCAAAACACACCUACCUGCAAGAUCCAAAACUAAACACUAUGUAUGAAGUAACCGCCUUUGGGCGAGUUAAAAUUGUAAAGACCCAACUAGAUCAUGUUUUACAUUCAUCAACCAAACCAAUUCCUCGCAUUCGAAGUUAUAGCAAAGAUAUUGUAAUCGAUAAGCCACAACGGCUCUCGCCAUAUACUGUUUUACAAUUAAUAUCUAGUUCCCAUACAACUCUUCAGACGCUCAAAACUAUCAGCGACACCAACGGUGGAGAUGUCUUGAAUGGUAUUGGCACAGCUUUAGGAAGUGCCUCACAAGCCACCGCAAGUGGAGGAAGCCAGAUCAUUAAAGCCUUUGGGGGUGCUAUAAAGGAUUCAUUGAAUGGAGUUUCAGACUUAGAUGAGAAGCUAGUCCGGUCAAUUGGAGACGCUUCCUCAUCGGUGUUAACAGCCGCCGGUGGAGCUGUGAAAGAUGUUGGAGAAGGUGCAGGAUCCUUCUUUCAGAAAUUCCUUGGUGGUAUAAGCGGAUCCAUUCUGUGGGCAGCAAUACUUUUAAUAGUAAUAUAUUUAAUCUUGAACAAGCCUAAUUUAAAUUAUUCCCUGCCUUGCUUAAGAUGUUUUCAAAUACCAUUGGUUAAUGAAACUGUAGUACAGCCACGCCAGGAUCAGUCCACGACAAUGUCUCCUAGAGUAAAAGGACGUCACCCACGUAUUUGCUCAGCUUGUAAGGUAGUUCAUAGGGAGUAAAAAGAAUACCGGUGAACGGUAAUGGCAGGAAUUAAAUCUUGUAUAAUUCCUGGAUGGAGAUGUGAGACGCCUCCAACCACCACGAGUUUUCUGAAAAAUGCAAUUUUUCUGUUUUUCUUGCGCUGUGUUGCUGUUUGCAACAAUGCUGUUUAGCAAAAAAUUUUUACGAUAACUACAAUGAACUUUUAUAGAGCUGUUUGGAACAAACGAUGAGCUUGAUGUGCAAUGAUGCUGUUUUCAAUAAUUUUUAUGAUGCUGUUUUAUUACGAUGAAUUUUUAUGUUGCUGAUGUGCAAUGAUGCUGUUUCGUUUUCCGAGCUGUUGAUUUUCCUUAACGAGAUAUUGGCGAUUACCCGUUUGCUACUCACUUGAGACUAUACUAUUGUUGCUGUUUUGAUGACACUUUUAAGUCCGAGGACGGACUUUUCGUUCGUCGUGAGUAAUGUUAUAAAGGUGGAUUACUCAAGCGGAACGCUUGACUAAUUCAAGUUUAUUGAACCAUAUAGACGUGUAGCAUAGACGCUAGCGUACCAAAACAAUUUGUUUAUGAACCUAAACGCAUCUAGCGUUUAAACAAAACGUAUAAAAACGUCAGUUAACAAACGUUCGUAGUUCUUGAUCCAGUUCUUGAUCCAGUUCUUGAUCCAGUUCUUGAUCCAGUUCUUGAUCCAGUUCUUGAUCCAGUUCUUGAUCUAGUUCUUGAUCCAGUUCUUGAUCCGGUUCUUGAUUGGGUUCUUGAUUUGUGUUCUUGAUUUUCUGGUUCUUAGUUCUGAGUUCGUUGUCCGAGGUAAGUGGUUGAAAGAGUCGAAGAAGCGAUUGAAGUUGUUGAGGAGCCGAAGAUAAUAAAAAGAUACCAGAAGAUAUAGUAAAACAAGUUGUAUUAUAUUUAUACGGUUUUAUAUAAUAUAUCGGGACAAUUGAAACUAGUAUUUAUAUUUGUUAUAAGUUGAUACGAAGUGUUGUUUGGAUUAUCAGUAACUCGUAACAUUUAUUUAUGCGUAUUAUCUAAAGCGUAGUAACUAAAGGACCAUACGUAACAAACGUAAAGAGAGAAGAUAUAUGAAUAGUUAAAGUAGAGGGAGAUAUAUGGAUAUAGAGAUAUAUGAACAUUUGGAUAUGAUUAUGUAACCUUUUUUAUAUAAACUUUCAGAAUAUAAUUACUACGUAACGUUAGCAAUUUAAUCGUCAUUUACUUACCGCGUUACAAUAUUAGUACAAGUUACGACGGACUGUUAUACACCUUACAACGCUUGGAUACGGUUUAGUUAUUGUUUAUACAUAAACACUUGUAACAUACCUCGUAACAGAACAAUAUAUUUUUAUUAUUGAAUGUAAUUAUUCAAUUGUAUUUAUUAUUCAAUAAAAUUACUAUUAGUUAUA